CGACGAAAGACCGAACACUGCACCUGAUCUGCGGCUCAGAUUCGUUACAACCCCUUCUCUCCCAUCGUAGGAAGUGAUCUAGGUGGCCAGCCCCUUCCGUUCCAUGUUCAAUGGUCUUUCUUGGCCAACUGGCCAAGUGCUUCCGCGCUCCGGACAGGACGGCCGCCACUGUCACCGAUAAUGCUGAUUCGAACCACCCGUUCACCGCUGUGGCCGAGCCCGCCGUGGCAUCGCAUGGCGCGGCGGCAGCUAUGGACAAUGAGCUAGCCAUGGAAACGGCGAGGCCGCAAUAUCUCCAUGCUAUGCUCGCCGGCGGACUCGGGGGGACCACGGGCGAUAUGCUGAUGCAUUCGCUGGACACGGUGAAGACGCGCCAGCAAGGCGACCCGCAUAUGCCGCCAAAAUACACCUCCAUGGGUGGCAGUUACUAUACCAUUUUCCGGCAAGAAGGCUUCCGAGGCCUGUAUGGAGGAGUGGCUCCGGCGUUUCUGGGCUCGUUCUCGGGGACCGUCAUCUUCUUCGGCACGUACGAAUGGAGCAAACGACUCCUGUUAGACAGCGGCAUGAAUGCAUCGUUGGCAUACUUGAGCGCAGGCUUCAUCGCAGACUUGGCGGCGUCACCCCUCUACGUCCCGUCCGAAGUGCUGAAGACCCGCCUCCAGCUCCAAGGACGACAUAACAAUCCGUAUUUUAAGUCGGGUUAUAACUAUCGGUCCAUGCGGGACGCUGUGCGCACCAUUUACAGAGGGGAGGGACUUCCCGCGUUGUUUUACGGCUAUAAGGCUACCUUGAUCCGAGAUCUUCCCUUCUCAGCAUUGCAGUUCGCAUUCUACGAGCAAGAGCGCGCGUUCGCCCAACGAUGGAUGGGCUCGAAAAAGAUCGGUCUACCCCUGGAGCUCCUGACCGGCGCGUCAGCGGGUGGCAUGGCGGGGGUUUUGACAUGCCCGUUAGAUGUGGUCAAAACCCGAAUCCAAACCCAGCAUAACCCCUCGUCCAGCGCAACCGCAACUUCGGGGAGCGCCGUUCUCAAAUCGACCGCACCAUUACCGAAUACUCUCCAACACCCGUCGUCAAAACACCCCACCUCCCAUGUCUCCCCGCCGACGCAGGAGACCAGCCAGCGAUCUAACCGCCCCAUAUCCACCUCCUCGCCAUCGACGACACUACGAAAUCCCUCCGCAGUCACUUUGGAUACCUCAUCGGUCAUGACCGGCCUGAGAAUCAUCUACCGGACCGAAGGAUUCGCAGGCUGGUUCCGCGGUGUGGGCCCUCGGUUCGUUUGGACGAGCGUCCAGAGCGGCACGAUGCUCGUCAUGUACCAAGUGCUUCUCCGAUGGUUCGAACAACAUCCGCUCAUGGAUCGAUAACCUGGGCUUUUCAGUGGCCUUUGCGCGACUCUGUACUGUUGUCAGGUUCGGGGAUCUGCCGCAUUUCUUGGAGUUACGGCUACGGAGUAUCGCACCGCCCUCGAGAUUCGAAGGACGAAGGUGCGUUGGAUUUGGUGAUGAUAUGGCUGAUCAAUAGAGUUGGAAAACGCCCGCGCCUCUCCGUGUAUAACAACUGUCGAAUAGAUAUUUGUAAUAGGAAGCAAUCAUGUUCUUCCAUCCUUUUC
This is a messenger RNA of Eremomyces bilateralis CBS 781.70, 1612 nucleotides long. RefSeq names its product mitochondrial carrier protein-like protein. The record is from RefSeq and is a predicted model, not a curated record. Lineage: Eukaryota; Fungi; Ascomycota; Dothideomycetes; Eremomycetales; Eremomycetaceae. The transcript has 3 exons. Gene Ontology annotation, biological process: magnesium ion export from mitochondrion. The coding region runs from base 111 to 1367 and encodes 418 amino acids. Gene Ontology annotation, molecular function: magnesium ion transmembrane transporter activity.